AUGAUCCGCGGUUCUUACAAGCUCGAGAACAAGGACUGGACCAUCGCUGAUCUUGCAGCGGCAGGUGGCAGCGCCAGCAGGGCAGCGAUUGCUGACGCAAGCAAAGGGAAGGUGCUUGAUUGGCUGCUGGAAGGGCUCGUGAACAGUGAUUCUCGAGUGAGGAGGGAGACGGCUCGGGCGAUUGCCAGCCUGUUGAGAGACGCUGACGUGGCACCGAGAGUGCUGAAUAGAGAUGGCAGCAUACGGCGAAUGCUGACUUGGAUAGCACAGCUGGAUUCCGCUGCAAGUCCUGGUGUUUCCAGUAGGGAACUUACUGGUGAUCAUUCAGGUGCUGGUGAUAGCUCAGGUGCUGGCAACAGUGCAUCGGGUGGUGAUAACUUAUCACCGAAGCCGUCCUCUGUUCGCUUGGCGAGUGCUCUCCUGCGCUAUCACCCCCUCAUAGACGCACUCAUGGACCUCCUCACUGAACCCCCUCCGCUGAAUCAACAUUCGAUACAGUCACGCCACCCUGCUUCACUGCUACGGCCUGACAUUGAGCCGCUGGGAGGGCCGGACCUGGCUGAUCGGGCAGCUGAGGUGGAUGUGAGGGCGGCCUUGGAUGUGCUUACAUGGGGGGAGCCUGUAGAGAGGGAGGAGAACAGCGGUUGGUGGGGAUGGGGAGGGAGGGGGGGAAGAGUAAGGGGGAAAGGAGGAAGAGAGCGUGGAGGUGGAGAGGGAGGCAGGGGAGGGGAGGAUGGGGGAUCAGGGGGGAUGGGUAUUGGACUUGGGGGCCAUGCUGGCACGACCAUAUGGGGAGUCAUGAUCGAUGCAGCCAAUGAGACCAUGCCACGUGUCUGUGCUCCAGGGGCUGGCGUGCUUGCUUACAGGAGCAGAAGUGUUACUGAUGAAGAUUUUUUUCUUAAGAGGACCAGGAUUGACUCGUUUGACCAGGCCAGACUUCCAGGGACUGGGCAGGGUGGGCAGGGAAGGAAAUGGGAUGAUGCCUUUUCAACUCCUGGGCUGUGGGACGAUCUGCCAGGGCAGUCAGUUGCUGCCUUGCUGGCAGCAUGGGCAGUCGACAAGUGGACCGCCACGUCAGCAUUCAAUCGCCAGCUCAUUGCCAGCAUGGACAGCGAGGGAGAUGCUUUGGCAGUUGGUGCGGUGGCUCCAGAACAAAUGGUGAGGUUCCACGUGGCACGCGCUAUUGGAAGGGUUGCAAGGGAGCAGGAGAUGUGCUUAUUCGGAGGGAAAGGUGAUGAGAAAGAUGGGAAGGGCGACGACGUGUUAAGCAGGGUGGGUGCACGAGUGGCAGGAUGGAAAGAUGCUGUGGUUGUGGGAUCUCAGAAAAUCGUGACUGGAAGGAGGGAGAUGGAGGAGAGGCCAGGGAGUGAAAGAGCGACAAUAAAAGAAGGGAAAACCAAGGGAGACGGAAUGGCAGCCCGGGGAGAUGGAACAGUGGUAGGAGGAACAGGGGCCGGAGCAACAGGGGCAGCAGGAAGCUUGUUUGUGACGCCAGCAGCCAUACGCAGCUGGUCACGUGCGUUGCUGAGCUCAGCAUCGCCUCCUUCGUCUGCCUUCCAGCAACGAAACAGUGACGUCACGGUUGCUGCCCUGCACGCACUGCGCACACUUGCCGACAUCAGCGAUGACGUGGCGCACAUCAGCAAUUAUGUCGGGGGGGCUGAACCUUCAUUGCGCGAGGGAAUCACGCGGGAGGCAUUGCCGCAGCUAAGGCGUGUACUGGCGGCUUCCGCUACUGCUGCCACUCAUUCUGCCGCUGCCUCUGGUUCUGCUCCUGCCUCUGCAUCUACCUCCAACUCUGCCUCUGGUGUUUCCGCCAAGAGGCAUGACUCUGAUGCGCCGUCUGCACGUGCUGCUCCUCCAGGGGGUGUGAGAGCAGGGAAGAGCAAGGAGAGGAGGGAAACUGAGGGAGGAAGUGUGGAGGAGCGCGAGGAGGCAGAGGAGGAGGAGGUGGUGAAUCUGGCUGUAGCGCAGGCUGUAGCGUCACUUGUGCUGGGCCGUCGAAUGUAUGAGGCUGCGGCAGUGGGAAGGCUGAUAGGAGUGCCAGAGCCAGCACCAGCAGCGGCGGUGGCAGAAACAGGAGCAGUGGCGCCAGCAGCAGCAAUAUCAUGCCACUUGCCAGGUCCGCUCCGCACCACACUGACUCGCCCAGCAGUGGUGAUGCCUGCGGACGAGCUGCGGGCGUGGGGCCCCGUGCUGGCGAGAUGGGCGUGUGGGGUGAUGGGCGGUGGAGGGGAAUUCAAUGCAGGAGCAGGAGAAAUAGGAGCAAGAGGAGCAGGAGAAAGUGGAGGAGGAGCAGGGGAAGGGAAGGGAGGAGGAAGAGCAGGAGAGAGAGGUACAGGAGGUCCGGCAGCGGCAGGUUUGCUGGGCGGCAGAAGAAGGCCGGCAAGGAGCUUCUUGGAGUCGAAUCUGGUGCCGUCUGCUGCCGUGGCUGCCACUGCUGCCGCUGGGCAGGCUGUUCUGGUGGAGGUGCUAUCUGCUGCUGUUCACCUGGCACGUGAUGCCUCUGCCUCCUCUCAUUCUGCUGCUUCUGCUGUGAAUGCGCGUGGGGUUGACGUGCCAUUGGGGGGAAAGGACAUGGGCUGGAAAGGGGAGCGAGGUAGGUCGAAUGCAGGGAAGGAGAAAGAGAGUGGCAAGGGAGGGACGGCGGGGUGGAGGAACGCGCGGGUGGGGAGAGGGGCUGAAAUCGUAGGGAAGCAGGCCGACGGGGAAGUGGGGAGCUACGAGGCUGGGAAGGAAUGGACGGGUGUGGCAGUGGGCGUGGGUCUGCUGUGGCUCUCUGAAAUGCUCAUGUGCUCUGUCAGGGAUGGGGAGGCGGCCAGGCAAGCAGCGAAGAAUGGACGGGUGGGAGUGGGCUCAGGGGAAGCAGGGGGUGUGGGCAGGAAGGGAGAGGCGGGGAGGCAGGGAGGGGGCAAGGGAGCGGAGAGUGUGGGGAUGACAGUGGCGACAAUGAAGUACCUUGAGUCGCUGUGGAGGGGAGGGAAGGGAGCAGAGGGGCAAGGGUCUCCAGCCGUGCCUGCAGAUCCACCCAGCGGGGUUCAUCCCGCUGAAAAGGCCCCACAAAGCCAAGCAUCGCCGGGGGGAAAGGCACGCGGGGGAAAUGUUCCCGGAAAGCAAUUGCCCAAUGAGCAGGUGCAUGGAGGGGCAGGUGGGGCGAGUGCGGGUGAGAGCGCAGGGGAGAAGUCCUCCUGGUGGUGGUCGUAUGUGAACCCGUGGGGAGGGUUGGGCGAGGCAGGGGCAGCAGGGAAGGCAACAGGGGCAGGGUCCGGGCAGGUGCAGCAGGGGAGGGAGAGGGUUGUGAAGGGGCGGGGAGAGCAGGCGAGUGCGGCAGUGAGUGGGGAGGCGAGAGGGGAGCUGGGAGGGGCGUUGAGUGAGAAGCACCGUGCAGUGCGGGACGAGGCCCUGCGGUUCGCGAGUGCUGCUGUUGUCCGCCUGGGUGAGGAGCUUGGGAGCGAUGCGUGGGGAUGGGGGCGAGAGGGUGAUGCGAGGAGUAGAGUGGGAGAAAGGAAGAGUGGAAGAAGGGAAAGGAUUGGUUUUAUGGGGUCUGGGGAGGGGGAAGGCAGUAGACUGGGUUCAGUGGAAGUAGGUGUGGAGAAGGGGGCUUUGGAGGAAAGGGGAGAAAAUGACUCUGCACCAGUGGUGUCUGAUGCAGGCAAUGGCAGCAGCAUAUCCAGCCAAGCUGCUGCUGCUGCUGCUGCUGGUAGUGGUGCUUCUGCUUCUGGUAGAAGGGAUGUUGAUACUACAGUGAAUGCUACUGUAGACGAGCUUGUAAAAGUAGCGGAAGAAGAGCACGAGCAUUUAAUGGACAUGCUGGGCUUUGAAGGAGGGCUGUACUCUACUCGGUCAGGGCUAGUAGCUUCUAACGAGGAUAAACCUUCAGCCAGUGAUGAGCCUCCACGUGUGAAUGUUGUAGAGGCUCUGGACGCGGCUGCGACAGCGGUGAAAGCGCUCGCUGAGCUGGCAAGUGAGGAUUGGGAGAUGCAGGAGCAGCUGGUGGCAGGUGGAGGGGUGGAGCUGAUGCGGCGGCUGCUGAUUGGUCGGGAGUACUGGGAGUGGGUGAGAGGGGAAGAGGAGGUCAGGCGGAGGGAUGAGAAUGGGAUCAUGGAUCCGAGUCGGAUGGAUCGUGGGAAUUCAAAUAGCAGCAGCCAUCAGCACAGCAGCAAACGAAGCAAAGGCAGAAAGGAUGACAGUGCUGGUGGCGAGAAUAGCACUAGUGAGAGUGCUGGGAGUGAGUGUGGAAAAAAGGGCCUUCUGAUUGGCCUCACUGCAUCUGCACCUGCCACUGCAGUUGCACCUGCCAAGCCAAGCUCCCCCACAGGCUCCCAGCCCAUCUUAAAGCCAGCCACCCGCUUAACAACAUCCCAAUCAGUCGGUGCCACAUCAGCAGCAGCGAGAGGUGGAGCCACAGUAGUGGCUCCUGCAGGUCCUGCAGCCGCACCUGCUGACGCUGCAGGAGAGGAGGGGCUGGAAGCGGCCAGGGUGAAGCUCACAAAGCUCCAAAGGAAUGCCGCCCGGCUGCUGGCUCAGCUAUCAGCUCACCCCGACUCGUGGGCGGCAAUUGCCGGAGACCCGCUUCUGAUUGGCUGGCUUGAGCAGUGCACCACAGGCGGGGUGCGCGAGGAUGCAAAGGAGAGAAGCGGCAGAGGGAGUGAGCGAGUGAGUGAGAGAAAGAGAAAGAUGGAGGAAAGCCGUAGAGGGCGGGAGCGGGACGGCUCAUCUCAUUCACACCACGCGCUCUCAUCAUCAGCAGGUGGUGUGAGAAGCUCCGAUGAGUCGUGGUCCGACCGUGACUCGGAGGAGAACAGGCUUGUGCUGUGCGACGCGUGUGUGAGCAAGAAGAUGCGCUCCAACGCCCGCAAGGUGCUCUCCCAUGCUGCUCCCGCCCUCCAUUCUCGGAAAUCUCCGCCAGCAUCAGCUCCUGUUGCUGUGAGCACUGCUUCCACGUCAGCCUCAGGCUGGCAUGUUGAGCGUGACGUGGCGGUGCCAGGCUGGCACGAGCCUGGGAAGCAGUUCACGCCGAGGUAUGACGACGGCAUCUUCUUUGUCCACCCCACCAGCCCCUGGCUCCAAGCGCACUCCCUCCCCUCCCCCCUCUCCUCUCCUUCGCCUUCUUCUACCUCUUUGUCUUCCUCCUCCUCCUCCUCCUCCUCCUCCUCCUCCUCCUCCUCCUCCUCCUCCUCCUCCUCCUCCUCCUCCUCCUCCUCCUCCUCCUCCUCCUCCUCCUCCUUCUCCUCCUCUGCCUCCUCACCCUCCUCCUCAACCAUGACACAGUCCCCUGCGCCUGUGUUGGACGUGGUGUUCGUGCACGGGAUGAGGGGCGGUCCCUUCAAGUCGUGGCGCAGGGGAGAGGCAGUGCCUGCUGUAGCACCGCCUCCUGGAGCACCUGUGGCAACUGUAGCACAAACGCCCGUAGCGGGGACGCCUGUAGCGGAGACGCCUGUAACGGGGGCGUCUGUAGCAAAAACGCCUGUGGUUUUGGUCCCUGGCGAGGAGCUGAGGAUAGAGCGUAGGGUAGGAGAAGGGAUGCGAGAGAGUGAGGUUGUGAGAAUGGGUGAGGUGGUGGGUGAGGAUGAGAGAGGCGGUGAGAGAGUGAGACGGGGUGGUGCAGAGAUGGAAAGCGUGAUGGGUGGGGAGAUUAGGAGGGAGGAAGUGGGACGAGGUGGGGAAAGGGAUGGAGGGAAGAAGGAAGGGAAGAGUGUGGGAGAUACAGAGGCAUCAAUGCUAGGAAGAGGGGGGAGUGUGAUGGAGGUGGAGCCGUCAAAGUUGCUGGAGGCGACACUGAAGGAGGAGGAGGAGGGCGGCAAGAAGGGGUCGUGCUGGCCGUGUGACUGGCUCGUCAGGGACCUGCCCGAUGCACGGAUCCUCACCACCAAGUACAGGACGAAUCUAUCGGAGUGGGCCGGGGCAACCCUUCCAUUACAGGACAUCAGCAUUCUGCUGCUGCACAAGCUGGUGGCGGCGGGAGUGGGCGAGCGGCCCGUGGUGUUUGUGACGCACAGCAUGGGCGGGCUCAUCGUGAAGCAGAUGCUCGCCCUCGCCCGUGCCAGCGACCUGCCAGAGAUUCGAGCCAUAGUGGACAGCACAGCAGGCAUUGUCUUCUAUUCUGUGCCGCACUUUGGCAGCAGGAUCGCGGACUACUCCUGGAGGGCCCGGGCAGUGCUGCGACCUGCACCAUCGGCGGACUGUCUGCGCAUGUCAUCGCCGCAUGUGGAGGGUCUCAACACCAUGCUGAGGCACAUGCACAAGCAGGGCAAGAUCCAAGUGCUCUCCUUUGCUGAGACCAAGGUCACGCCUCUGGUGAAGACUUACGGUGGGCUGACGCUGCGACUGGAGGUGGUUCCACUGGAGUCGGCCUAUCCAGGAUUUGGGGAGUUUGUGGUGAGUGAGCUGGUCGAGCUUAUCUGUGGGGUGCAUGUUGCCCUUCAUUCCUGCCAAGUGGCACCCCUUCCGUGCUUGUCAAUAUGGUAUGUUUCUAGUGUGUUGGUUGCUUGA
This is a messenger RNA of Closterium sp. Naga37s-1, 6492 nucleotides long. Lineage: Eukaryota; Viridiplantae; Streptophyta; Zygnematophyceae; Desmidiales; Closteriaceae. The record is from the annotation of a GenBank genome assembly.